GAAUUUCAGAAUAAUCAUGCAGAAUGCAGUUCAAGUGUGGUUUGGAGAAGAUCUGCCUGUGAGUCCACGAAGUCCUCUGACUCCAAGACAUGGGCCCGGUUUGGCAGAUGUUUAUCAGUAUGAUGAAUGGAUAGCUGUCCGGCAUGAAGCUACCCUGGUGCCUAUGCAAGAAGAUCUUUCAAUCUGGCUAACUGGUUUACUAGGAGUAGAAGUUACAACUGAAAGGUUAUUGGAAGAACUUGAUAAUGGGGUGCUACUUUGUCAGCUGAUUGAAGUCCUUCAAAAAACUGUUAAAUCAUGUUGUAGCCCAAAGGAACUAUCGGACUUUCCAAUGAAAAAAGUCUCUUGUAAAAAAGAUGCUUCUUCAGGUUCAUUUUUCGCCAGAGACAAUACUGCAAAUUUCCUUCACUGGUGUAGGUGCCUUGGUGUUGAUGAGACUUACCUCUUUGAAUCUGAGGGUUUAGUUUUGCACAAAGACCCAAGACAAGUGUAUCUUUGCUUGCUUGAAAUUGGUCGAAUUGUAUCAAGGUAUGGAGUUGAGCCACCUGUUUUAGUAAAACUGGAGAAAGAAAUUGAGCUGGAAGAGACCUUGCUAAAUACCUCUGGACCACUAACUCCUAUCAACACUCCAAAGACAUGUUGUCACCACGAGGAGCUACAUGAAGCUGUUAAGCACAUAGCUGAAGAUCCGCCCUGUAGCUGUUCUCAUCGAUUUUCUAUUGAGUACUUGUCAGAAGGACGAUAUCGGCUGGGAGAUAAAAUACUUUUUAUAAGGAUGCUUCAUGGCAAGCAUGUAAUGGUUCGUGUUGGUGGAGGCUGGGAUACUCUUCAAGGUUUUUUACUCAAAUAUGAUCCUUGCCGUGUAUUGCAAUUUGCAACUCUUGAGCAAAAAAUUCUUGCAUUUCAAAAAGGCAUUUCAAAUGAACGUGUCCCUGAUUCAUCAGUUAGACCACCACAGCCUCCCGUAAUGAACCCUUUGUCAGCAGUCAAUAUGUAUCAGAAGCAAAAUUUCAAACCCUCUACUCCGGUUUCCGGUCUCAGGGCCAGAGUUAAGCAGGCUACUCCCAAGCACCUUCAGACAUCUCCAAAAACUGUAAUGUGUCCCUCGACCUCUCUGAAAUCAGGUCAACUAAAUUCUGGGUUAGGCCGUUCUAAAUUAGCAAAUUCCCCAGCAGCAGAUUCUCUGCUACAUCAUAAAACUUUAAAAGCAUCAUCGAAGAAAACAGACUUUCCUGCCAAAAAUGUUCAGUCUUCUGUUGUUGCUCCCCGUCUUGCUCAUCCAGUAAGUAAAAGCACUUCUUCACCCACAGCUGUUGGCUCUGAGUCCCUACGCAAACGCAUUUUGUCACCGGAUAAUCCAAGAGUCAGGUUUUCACCAUCCCAGAAUUCUUCCAGAGGCAAGCCAAAUGCUCCCCUUUCUUCCUCUUCCAGUAGGCAUUCUGGUAAAACGGAAACCACUGGUUCCAAACACCAAAAUGCUGUUCCCACAAAGUGUAAUACAAUAUCCCAUUCAGUAAUGCACCUAAAUUCAUCAUCAAAAUCUCCGAGGCAAACACCUAGUACAAAUUUACACGUGGGAUCUAGGCUUCCACCUUCACAUCAGUCUCUUGCAAAAACAGCAAAAUCAUGCUCCAAAAGCACAACAAAAACAGCAACAACAGGGUCUCAGUCAUCUGGCAGAGGGCCCCAAGCAGGUUUGAACCAGGCCCAGAAGGUGAAAUCAACCCAGAUGCUCACCCCACCAGUAUCUUUAGCCUCUCCUGCUAAAUCUGCAAGGUUGACACCUAUCCUGGAAUCAAAUCAUAAGAACACCGCUUCAGCUGCUAGGAAUAUGCCCCAGAAUAAGAGUAAAGGCCUUCAGGUUGGAUCUAGUUCCACAAAACCUGCUGGGCGUACCCCUCUGUCAGUUGUGAAGCUUCCUCAAUCUUCUGCAAAAACACAAACUCUAGGAAAGACAACCCAACCUUCCACAAAGAGCCAGCCUUCAGUGAAAGCACCUCAAAAAACAGGUCAAAUUCCGGCUUCUUCAGGAAAGAAGCCACUCUUAGCUAACAAGGAAACAGUUAGUGGUGCCAAAAACCCCAUUUUUAAGAAGGAAGAUGACCAUUAUUUUGUUAUGAUUGGCAGCAAGAAGCCAAGAAAGUAAAGAAGAAAUGUUAAUGUGUGUAUUUAAAAAUCUUAUAUUCUCCCAUUUGUUUUUUUAUCCAGGGGUGUUUGAGUA
Tachyglossus aculeatus (Australian echidna) is the source of this 2221-nucleotide messenger RNA. It is a transcript of the gene GAS2L3, whose product is annotated as growth arrest specific 2 like 3. Bases 17 to 2146 code for a protein of 709 amino acids. The record is from RefSeq and is a predicted model, not a curated record. Lineage: Eukaryota; Metazoa; Chordata; Mammalia; Monotremata; Tachyglossidae. The transcript is spliced from 8 exons. Gene Ontology annotation, biological process: actin crosslink formation. Gene Ontology annotation, cellular component: actin filament. Gene Ontology annotation, molecular function: cytoskeletal adaptor activity; microtubule binding; actin filament binding.